Nomascus leucogenys (northern white-cheeked gibbon) is the source of this 2090-nucleotide messenger RNA. RefSeq names its product aldolase, fructose-bisphosphate A (gene ALDOA). Gene Ontology annotation, molecular function: fructose-bisphosphate aldolase activity. Lineage: Eukaryota; Metazoa; Chordata; Mammalia; Primates; Hylobatidae. The record is from RefSeq and is a predicted model, not a curated record. Gene Ontology annotation, cellular component: cytosol. Gene Ontology annotation, biological process: glycolytic process; fructose 1,6-bisphosphate metabolic process.
UCCGCGCGCCUCUAGUUCCGCCGUCUUCUCGCGCUCCGUGCGUGUCCUCUCGCUGCCCUUUCCUCCGCCUCCCUUACGCCUGGGCCAGUGAUAGGGAGUCGGCUCCACGCCGAUUCAGCCCGCGGGCGAGGCAGGCUAACGCACUACUGCGCGAUGUGGCCCCUAUGGUGACACGCGCUGCAGCCGCGAAGGCCGGAAGCUGGGGCGGCCCCGGGCCUCGGGCUGGGCCUGGGAGGCGAAACUCAGCCUCCUUCGUUUCCGACUUUUCCAUCCGCGUCCCCCACUUCCCCGUCCCCCCCUCCUCCAUUGCCAACAUUCUGGCUGAGUCACGGCGCCCCAGAGCGCGCCAGGCUGGGGGAAAGGAACGGAGGGGAGGGCCCUAGCGACCCGCGGGAUGUGGUCCGAGUCACGUCCGAGGGGGGUGGGGGGGAUCGUGUUCUCGGCACCCGCCCCUUCCUAGCGCGGCCUCUGGGCUGCGUCUCUCGGGGGCGGCCCGUAGCCCAGUCCAUCGCCUGCCAUUGGAUGCCGCCCGCUUCUCGUAAAGGAAAAAGCUCGGCGGAGGGCGGAGUGGUGCCUUUAAAAGGCCGGGCGCCGCCUUUCUCCUGCCCGCCCCCUGCGCCGCCCCUUCCGAGGCUAAAUCGGCUGCGUUCCUCUCGGAACGCGCCGCAGAAGGGGUCCUGGUGACGAGUGCCGCGUUCGCUCCCUGAGUCCACUCGCCAGCCCGCCGCCCUCUGCCGCCGCACCCUGCACACCCGCCCCUCUUCUGUGCCAGGAACUUGCUACUACCAGCACCAUGCCCUACCAAUAUCCAGCACUGACCCCGGAGCAGAAGAAGGAGCUGUCUGACAUCGCUCACCGCAUCGUGGCACCCGGCAAAGGCAUCCUGGCUGCAGAUGAGUCCACUGGGAGCAUUGCCAAGCGGCUGCAGUCCAUUGGCACCGAGAACACCGAGGAGAACCGGCGCUUCUACCGCCAGCUGCUGCUGACAGCUGACGACCGUGUGAACCCCUGCAUCGGGGGUGUCAUCCUCUUCCACGAGACACUCUACCAGAAGGCGGAUGAUGGGCGUCCCUUCCCCCAAGUUAUUAAAUCCAAGGGUGGUGUUGUGGGCAUCAAGGUAGACAAGGGCGUGGUCCCUCUGGCAGGGACAAAUGGCGAGACUACCACCCAAGGGUUGGAUGGGCUGUCUGAGCGCUGUGCCCAGUACAAGAAGGAUGGAGCUGACUUCGCCAAGUGGCGUUGUGUGCUGAAGAUUGGGGAACACACCCCCUCAGCCCUUGCCAUCAUGGAAAAUGCCAAUGUCCUGGCCCGUUAUGCCAGCAUCUGCCAGCAGAAUGGCAUUGUGCCCAUUGUGGAGCCUGAGAUCCUCCCUGAUGGGGACCAUGACUUGAAGCGCUGCCAGUAUGUGACCGAGAAAGUGCUGGCUGCUGUCUACAAGGCUCUGAGUGACCACCACAUCUACCUGGAAGGCACCUUGCUGAAGCCCAACAUGGUCACCCCAGGCCACGCUUGCACCCAGAAGUUUUCUCACGAGGAGAUUGCCAUGGCGACCGUCACAGCACUGCGCCGCACAGUGCCCCCUGCUGUCACUGGGAUCACCUUCCUGUCUGGAGGCCAGAGUGAGGAGGAGGCAUCCAUCAACCUCAAUGCCAUUAACAAGUGCCCCCUGCUGAAGCCCUGGGCCCUGACCUUCUCCUACGGCCGGGCCCUGCAGGCCUCUGCCCUGAAGGCCUGGGGCGGAAAGAAGGAGAACCUGAAGGCUGCGCAGGAGGAGUACGUCAAGCGAGCCCUGGCCAACAGCCUCGCCUGUCAAGGAAAGUACACUCCGAGCGGUCAGGCUGGGGCUGCUGCCAGCGAGUCCCUCUUCGUCUCUAACCACGCCUAUUAAGGGGAGGUGUUCCCAGGCUGCCCCCAACACUCCAGGCCCCGCCCCCUCCCACUCUUGAAGAGGGGGCCUCCUCCUCGGGGCUCCAGGCUGGCUUGCCCGUGCUCUUGCCUCCCUCGUGACAGUGGUGUGUGGUGUCGUCUGUGAAUGCUAAGUCCAUCACCCCUUCCAGCACACUGCCAAAUAAACAGCUAUUUAAGGGGGA